This is a messenger RNA of Ricinus communis (castor bean), 2858 nucleotides long. Its product is annotated as auxin efflux carrier component 2. Gene Ontology annotation, cellular component: endoplasmic reticulum; plasma membrane. The record is from RefSeq and is a predicted model, not a curated record. Lineage: Eukaryota; Viridiplantae; Streptophyta; Magnoliopsida; Malpighiales; Euphorbiaceae. Gene Ontology annotation, biological process: auxin polar transport; auxin export across the plasma membrane. Gene Ontology annotation, molecular function: auxin efflux transmembrane transporter activity. The transcript is spliced from 6 exons. The coding region runs from base 663 to 2576 and encodes 637 amino acids.
GCCAUAGCUUGUCUAGACAUGUAGCGUCAUUCUUAAUUUUAUUUUUAUCUUUUGGCAGAGUAUUAUUCUUAAAUAUUCAUAGCUACUUAAUAAUUAGGAGGUGAAAAAAAAAAAAAUAGAAGUUUACAAAAAUCUAAAAAAUCCAGCUAAUGGCAAACCAUUGUGUAUAUAUAUAUAUAUAUCAGAAAGAUCCUUCCUGCUGCCGCGGAUCACUGAUAAUUGUCUAACUGAUCAUGUGCGUGAACGAGUAGAGUGGCGAAUCGCAUGGUUUAGCUGCAAUAAAUAUGAAUUUAUAUAUAUAUAUGUUUCCCGCUGUUAAUCAAUCUUCCACAUGUUAUCUUUCUUACAACACACACAAACAGAAUCCUCUCUGUUUCAAGACAAGCUCUGCAUUGAAAAUAUUUCUUACUUCGUCACUGUCCUUGUCAUGUCUGGCACUAAACCCUAUUUGUUUACGUACAGUGAGCCAUCAAAUUCAGAAGAAAGCCUUUGUUUAUUGCCAAUCUUUUGAAAAUAAAGUAAACAAAUACUAUUGUUUCUUCUUCUUCUUCAAUAAUAGUAAUAAUAUGCUUAGUUUUAUCCCAGUCUAGAGACGGGAAAGCUCACCCUCUUCUCAUACUCCUCUACGAACACUCAACAGUUCUUCUGCUUCAUCUGUAGCCAUGAUUACAGGUAAGGACAUUUACGAUGUUCUUGCUGCCAUUGUUCCCUUAUAUGUUGCUAUGAUACUUGCCUACGGCUCGGUUCGAUGGUGGAAGAUCUUCACCCCGGAUCAGUGUUCUGGGAUUAACCGUUUUGUCGCUGUGUUUGCUGUUCCUUUACUCUCUUUCCAUUUCAUCUCUUCUAACGAUCCUUAUGCCAUGAACUAUCGCUUCAUUGCUGCUGAUUCUCUCCAGAAAGUAGUCAUUCUGGCUGCACUAUUUCUUUGGCAAGCUUUUAGCAAAAGUGGCAGCCUUGAAUGGAUGAUUACUCUCUUCUCUCUAUCUACUCUCCCCAAUACUCUGGUCAUGGGAAUCCCUCUUUUGAAGGCCAUGUACGGAGAAUUUUCAGGUAGUCUUAUGGUUCAAAUUGUGGUGCUGCAGAGUGUAAUUUGGUAUACUCUUAUGCUCUUUAUGUUUGAAUAUAGAGGAGCAAAGUUACUCAUCUCCGAGCAAUUCCCUGAAACUGCGGGGUCUAUUACCUCUUUCAGAGUUGAUUCUGAUGUCGUUUCUCUCAACGGUCGGGAACCAUUGCAAGCAGAUGCUGAGAUCGGUGACGAUGGUAAGCUCCAUGUGGUUGUUAAAAGAUCUACAGCAUCGUCAAUGGUGUCUUCCUUUAACAAAUCACAAGGACUGAACUCAAUAACUUCCAUGACACCGAGAGCUUCGAAUCUAACAGGUGUAGAGAUCUACUCAGUGCAAUCUUCUAGAGAGCCAACACCAAGGGCUUCAAGCUUUAACCAGACAGACUUUUAUGCCAUGUUUGCUAGUAAGGCUGCAAGUCCAAAACAUGGAUACACAAAUAGUUUCCAGGGAUCAGGUAUUGGUGAUGUAUACUCUUUGCAAUCUUCAAAGGGAGCGACUCCAAGGACAUCAAAUUUUGAUGAGGAGAUGAUGCUGAAGAUUAAUAAUAAUAACGGAAAGAAACGAGGAGGGAGAAGUAUGAGUGGGGAAUUAUUUAAUGGUUACCCACCUCCUAAUCCCAUGUUUUCAGGGUCUACAAGUGGUGGAAUGAGAAAGAAGGAAAGCGGUGGAACAAUGCCCAAUAAUAAAGAACUCCACAUGUUCGUUUGGAGCUCAAGUGCCUCUCCAGUUUCUGAAGGGAAUCUCAGACAUGCAGUUAAUAGAGCUGCCUCCAUUGAAUUUGGGGACAUUGACUCUUCUAAAACUGCUGCGCUUCAAAAUGAGAAUGCUGCUUCAAGAGCCUUGCACCAACUAAGUGAAAAUAUGAGUCCAGCUGGGAGAAUGAAUGGAGAAAAGGACAGGGAUAUGGAUGAUCAAAAAAAGUUUGCACCAAAUGGGUCACCCUUCAGUUGCCAAAAGAAGAUGGAUAUGGAUAUGGAAGGUGGAGAUGGAUCAAAAAAACAUCAAAUGCCUCCAGCUAGUGUCAUGACUAGGCUCAUUAUAAUCAUGGUCUGGAGGAAGCUUAUAAGAAACCCCAACACAUAUUCAAGCCUUUUUGGUGUUGUAUGGUCUCUCAUAUCAUACAGGUGGAGCAUCCAAAUGCCGUCAAUCGUAAGCGGAUCUAUAUCAAUAUUAUCAGAUGCAGGCCUAGGAAUGGCUAUGUUCAGUCUAGGUUUAUUCAUGGCUUUGCAACCGAAGAUUAUUGCUUGUGGAAAAUCUGUGGCCACCUUUGCUAUGGCAGUGAGGUUUUUGACGGGUCCAGCCGUUAUUGCUGCUACCUCUAUUGCUAUUGGUCUUCGUGGCCCACUUCUGCAUGUGGCCAUUGUCCAGGCGGCUCUUCCCCAAGGGAUUGUACCAUUUGUUUUUGCCAAGGAGUACAAUGUCCACGCUGACAUACUCAGUACUGCGGUUAUAUUUGGAAUGUUGAUUGCGUUGCCAAUUACAAUACUUUAUUACGUGCUUCUGGGGCUUUGACUUGCAAAAACAAAAAGAAAAACAUAAAUUUAAGUGCUUAAAAAAAUUUUGGCCAUUGGAAUUGGCGCAAUACACAGUCAUUGCAUAAUCAUCUGCAUGUGACGACUUUCUCUAAAUGUCUUUUCUUGCUUUCAAUAUGUACCUUAUCCAGUUAGUUAUUAGUGGAAAAAAGUGGUAUACUAGCUAGGGCACUUUACUUACUUGGAACUCGUUUAGCUGUUUCCUUAGCUUUCCCUACAUUAACACUCUUUCAUUCUUAAAGUUAGAGAAGAUUUAAGGCAU